AUGGUCCCAAAUGAAGACCAUCAGUAUACUGGGAUUAUUAAACUGCUUCUUCAUUUUGGAUGGACAUGGAUUGGGAUUUUCUCUGUAGAGGAUAACAGUGGAGAACAUUUCUUGCAGGCCCUGGAGCCACAGCUAAAUCAGAAUGGAAUCUGUUUAGCCUUCACAGAAAGAAUCCCUCAACAAUCGCAGCUGCACGGUAUGAAGGAAUUUAAUGCUAUAAUCUCAAGGGUUUAUCAACCAUUCGCAGACAGCAGAGCUCAUGCAAUUGUCAUCUAUGGAGAAACUAUGCUCAUUAUAUCACUGCACACGUAUCUAUUUUUUGGAGAUCCUGGAUAUAAAGAUGACCCGUCUUUCGGAAAGGUAUGGAUUAUGACAGCCCAGAUUGAUUUAGCAUUGACAACUCUCCAAAAAGGCUGGGAUGUGCAGUUCUUCCAAGGUGCCAUUUCCUUCACAAUUCAUUCGAAGGACCUUCGAGGAUUCCAGACGUUUCUUCACCUCAUCAAACCUUCCUGGACACAAGGGGAUGACUUUCUGAAAGACUUCUGGGAGCAAGCAUUUGACUGUUCAUUUCCAUAUUCCCCAGAACAAAUGGACGAAAUAUGUAGUGGGGAGGAAAAACUUGAGAGCCUUCCUGGACCUCUUUUCGAAAUGCAGAUGACUGGCCACAGCUACCAUAUCUAUAAUGCUGUCUAUGCCAUAGCGCAUGCUAUGAAUGCCAUGUACUCAUCUAAAUUCAAACCGAGAGCCAUAAUAAGGCACAAAGAUCAGGAUUUUCACCCUUGGAAGCUUCACCCAUUUCUUCAAGGCAUUUCAUUGAACACCUCAGAUGGUGGGACAAUAUAUUUCAAUAAAAAUAAGGAAAUGGUGGGUGGAUUUGACAUUAUGAACUUGGUCACCUUCCCCAACAAAUCCUUCCUUAGAGUGAAAGUUGGCAGGGUAGAUGAAGGACAAGAAUUCAUCAUAAAUGAGGAUAUAAUUGUGUGGCACAGAACUUUUAACCAGGGGCUGCCCAUUUCUCGGUGUAAUAACUACUGUCUCCCUGGUUAUCGGAAGAAAAAGAAGGAAGGAGAGAAAUUUUGCUGCUAUGAUUGUUUUCAAUGUCCAGAAGGCAAGAUCUCAAGCCAGAAAGAUAUGGAAGACUGUAUGAAAUGUCCAGAAGAUCAGUACCCAAGCAAGGAGCGAGACCUCUGCAUUCCCAAGAUGAUGAGUUUUCUGUCUCAUGAAGAACCUUUAGGGAUCAGUUUGGCCUCGGUUGCCGUUUCUUUUUCUCUGAUCACAGCCUUUGUAUUAGGGAUUUUCAUUAAGUACAAAGACACUGCCAUAGUUAAAGCCAACAACCGGGAGAUCACCUACACUCUCCUCAUCUCCCUCAUGCUCUGCUUCCUCUGCCCAUUGCUCUUCCUCGGACAACCUAAGAAGGUGACUUGCUUUCUCCGUCAAUCUGCUUUCGGCAUCAUUUUCUCACUGGCCAUUUCUUGUGUGUUAGCCAAAACUAUUACUGUGAUCAUUGCUUUCAUGGCCACCCAGCCAGGUUCCAGAAAGAGGAAGUGGGUGGGGAAAAGAUUAGCCAAUUCAGUUGUUCUUGCCGGCUCCUUUAUCCAAGUAGGCAUUUGUAUGGUGUGGCUAGGAACCUCUCCCCCAUUCCCAGAUUUCGACACCUGGUCACUGAAUGAAGAAAUCAUUGCAGAAUGUAAUGAAGGCUCUCUCAUCAUGUUUUACAUUGUCCUGGGUUACAUGGGUCUUCUGUCCAUCAUAAGCUUGAUCACAGCUUUCCUAGUCAGGAAGUUCCCAGACACCUUUAACGAAGCCAAAUUUAUCACCUUCAGCAUGUUGGUCUUUUGUAAUGUUUGGUUAUGUUUUGUUCCAACCUACCUGAGCACCAAAGGGAAAUACAUGGUAGCUGUAGAGAUCUUCUCCAUCUUGGCCUCCAGUGCUGGUUUACUAGUUUGUAUCUUUCUCCCAAAAUGCUACAUUAUUGUGCUGAUACUUGAGCUGAACAAUAGGGAUCACCUAAUGAAUAGAAAGCAUGGCAGAAUCUAA
Molecule: messenger RNA, 2040 nt
Organism: Euleptes europaea (tarantolino)
Lineage: Eukaryota; Metazoa; Chordata; Lepidosauria; Squamata; Sphaerodactylidae
Product: vomeronasal type-2 receptor 26-like
Exons: 4
Coding region: 1-2040 (679 amino acids)
Biological process (GO): G protein-coupled receptor signaling pathway
Cellular component (GO): membrane
Molecular function (GO): G protein-coupled receptor activity
Source: RefSeq, a predicted model, not a curated record